AUGUCUUCAACAAAGGCCCGCACCUCGGUCCGCUACAGCACAUACAGCGUAACCCCCUCCGUCACUCCAACCUUUGCCACCAACGACUCAGCACAAGCCGAAUUCCGCGACAUCGCCACCGGACUCGAUCGCAUGGAGAAUAAGGCCCUGACUAUGCAGCGCGUCGUCCUCGACCAGGAGAAGACGGAUAACCUUCGCAAGCUCGCACUUGGUGCCAAACUCGAGCGCGCGCUCGACCGCCGAAUGAGCUCUCAGGACGCCGUCAUGCGCCCCCGGCCCAAACAGCCCGUCAUUUCCGAAAAGCAGCAGCUUGUUGAAAAGGUCGCCUAA
This is a messenger RNA of Beauveria bassiana ARSEF 2860, 330 nucleotides long. RefSeq lists its product as uncharacterized. The record is from RefSeq and is a predicted model, not a curated record. The transcript has a single exon. Bases 1 to 330 code for a protein of 109 amino acids. NCBI's taxonomy places the organism in Eukaryota, Fungi, Ascomycota, Sordariomycetes, Hypocreales, Cordycipitaceae.